AUGUCGCGGCAUAGACUUGUCAGGAAUAUGAACAUACAUGAGGAAUUAGAUGACGAUGCCAUGGACGAUGGGGAGGAUGAGCUCACUCCCGAACAAGAGGAGCAAUUGACAAACGGGUUGGAACAAGUUCGGAACGUCAUAGGUUCUGAGCGCGAAUCAGGCUUAGACGACAAUACCAUCAAGAGUGUACUAUGGGAUCAAUAUUUCGAUGUGGAAAGGAGUGUACAUCUACUACUAGAGGAGCAAGAGAGAAGACGCGUAGCCCAGGAGCGCAAAGGGGACCCCGGGGAAUACUAUGACCAGUUCUCUGAGGCGUCUACGCCGCGCCCUCCAAUCAUCCGCCUGAGCACGAUCACGGAGAGGACGGAGCGGACAGAGGAGUCCACGAUAGGUCCCCGGCUGUCGGCGUACGGUCCCCGGACCAUCGUGCCAGACCCAAACGAGAUCCCGCCCUCGCCCUCGCUGUCUGCCCUGCAGCGGCUGUCCAUCCGCGAGCCUCCGCCGUCGCUGCCCAGGUCCGAGUCCGCCAGUCCGGCGUCGACGCCCACCCCUCCGCGUUCGCCGCCGCCGUCAGUCCCGCCGAUAGAGACCAUUCCCGAUAUCCCGGAUUACUCGUCCGCGUCCGCCCACGGCGCGCCACCUCAGCAGCCGUCUGCGCCUCGUCGGCCCGUCUCCACCGUGUCAGAGAGGACAGAGAAGUCAGACACGACGGUCAUGCCUAAGAAGCAGUCUAAACUGUCUGCCCUGGCAAAUUCAAGAUCGCGCGCAAGUAUGACUUCGGCCACCAGCAGGACUACGUUAACGCAUGAUGAUGGUGCUGACACGGCCUCAUUCGUGACCUACCCCGCCUUGAGGCCCUCACCAGCAUCGCAGAUGUCUCUAGUCCCAUCCGAAGCAGAGACGACAUCAACGUCGAUGUCUUCGCACGACAAGGAGGCUGCUGCCGCCGCCGCCGCCAAGGGGGCCGGAUCUGAGGCCGGCCAGUCCAGCACCAUAGACAAGGCGGGAGAAUCUGCCUCACCUUCUCGGGAAAGGAGCGUGGCCGGUUCGGAGAAGUCGCUGUCAUCUGCACCGUCGACGCGUAACGGGAAGCCCCCGUCGAAGCUGGCAUUGAUGGCACAGGCUAAAGCGAAGCAGGGCCAGUCAUACAGCCCGAAGCCCAAAUCCCAGCCCAGAUCGCCAUCUCCGAGAAGUAUGCUGCACGAGGCUCGUACAGAGUACCUAACGCCAAUAGCGAAUGGGGCCAGUGCGACCACUGCGAUCACCACGCAGUAUCAGACUUUAUACAAUCUCAUACCCCCAAAGAAGUCGGCCCUUCCCCCUUCCUACCCUCCUCCUGAGAAGGCAUCGUCAGAACCGAACGGCAAACAGUCUAAGUUGGCGAUGAAGGCGCGAAGCCGGAUGCAACAGCGCAGUGUAGCUCCCACACAGACGGAGGAAGAAGAGCCUAUCGUGCUCCCCGAUCUGCAAUUGUUCUCGUCCAAAGCGACCCGCUCCCGUGCGUCGCCAUCGCCUUUCGCUUUACUGCUUACUGGGGAUGAGGGUCUGACGACUUCCGGUAAUAAAGGCGAACACUCUUCCGCAUCUGAAAGCGAAAGCAGGCGGAGCAGGCGCACCCAUUCCGACCACUCGGUCUCUACCACCGGAUGGUCGCAUAGGCGGGAGAAACCCAUGCCCGCUAUACCAUCCAUAGGGCAUACUGGCGGAUUCACCUUCGACUCUCCCAGUCCGGACGAUAUCGUCCACAACGCGCGUCGGGGAACUUCGCUGGCCCAGGCGAGCCGCGCGCCUGCUGCGAAGCAACGCGAGAAGGCGGAGAAGCUGGCGCAGCAGAAGAAGGCGGCUGAGGCGAGUGCGAGGGCGCCGUCCCCUGCUGUGAAGGCGCCUGCGCGUAAGAAAGCGGGAGCAGGGGCAACGUCAACGGCUAUGCCUCUCCACAAGAAUGCGACUGCCACUGACCAGCGCGAUCUUGAUAUGUCCGGGCUGAACUUGAAGGAUGAAGACGAGGGGCCGGUUGUCGAUGAAGAGCCCCCGAAGAUUACUAUUGCUAGGGAGAAGCUGCUGGAGGAAGCGCGUAAGGCGCUUGAGGCGUCAGAAAAUGGGAAAAGGGCGUCGACGCUCAUGGGGCGCCUGCUGUAUGAGCUCGGAAGGAUCGACGAGAAACGGAGGAUUGCGAAUGAGAGGGGGAGUAAUAAGAUUGGUAAGGGCAGCUUCAGCUGGGCAUGGGAGCUGGACGGCACACAGGAGGAGCGUGAAAGGUGA
Messenger RNA from Gloeophyllum trabeum ATCC 11539, 2262 nucleotides. RefSeq lists its product as uncharacterized. NCBI's taxonomy places the organism in Eukaryota, Fungi, Basidiomycota, Agaricomycetes, Gloeophyllales, Gloeophyllaceae. Bases 1 to 2262 code for a protein of 753 amino acids. The transcript has 9 exons. The record is from RefSeq and is a predicted model, not a curated record.